GUAAUAGCAGCCAUAGGCCAUAGUCCACGGCCCUUUUAUUAUAAACCAACAGAUCUGACUUUCCUUUCCAUUACAAUUCGCUUCUCUUUUCAAAUCCAGAAAAUCAAAGAAAGCCAGCGAAGCCUUCGCCACUUUGCGACCAAUACCAUGUCGUCACCAAGGAAGAUCAUCCUCAGGAGCUCUGACGGCGAGCCUUUUGAGGUCGACGAAGCCGUCGCCCUCGAAUCUCAGACUAUCAAACACAUGAUCGAAGACGACUGCGCUGAUAACGGCAUCCCGUUACCUAACGUUACCAGCAGGAUCCUCGCUAAGGUCAUCGAGUACAGCAGGAAGCACGUGGAGGCCAGGCUCAACGAGGCUGCCAACAAUAAGAUUAACCACCAUCUUCACCACCUCAACAACAACAACGCUGCCGCUGCCGCUGCCGCUGCUUCGGCUGCUGCUGAGGAGGAGCUCAAGAACUGGGACGCUGAGUUCGUCAAGGUUGACCAGGCCACUCUCUUUGACCUCAUUCUGGCUGCCAACUACUUGAACAUCAAGGGGUUGCUGGACCUCACCUGCCAGACUGUUGCUGAUAUGAUAAAGGGGAAGACACCCGAGGAGAUUCGCAAGACAUUUAACAUCAAGAAUGACUUUACCCCGGAGGAGGAGGAGGAGGUCCGUAGGGAGAACCAGUGGGCAUUCGAGUAAAGUGGGUUAUUAUAAAUAUGUUUUUACUAAUAACACUGGAUGCUUUUGUGUUAUAUUAGGCUAUUAGCUAGUAGUUGGAUUGCUUUCUCUAUGCCAGAGACUUAAUUAACAACUUAUGAUCCUUCUUAAGAUGUAAAUAAUAAUUGGAUCCUGUCCGGACUAGUAGCUUUUGGACAUCCUCUUCUUUAUGCUAUUUCACCCCUUCAAACGGGUGGUAGUGACUACUGACCCCUUCAAACAGGUGGUAGCGGUGAACAGGGAUAUCUUGAUAGUGAGCUAAUGCUAAUUCAUCUAUUGUAGAUGAAAGUGAGCAAAGCUCAUGGAAUGGAAGGAUGUGUUACACAUCCCUAGUGCUGCUCUCUCUGACUCUUCUUAUGUUUUUGGUUUUUGA
This is a messenger RNA of Pistacia vera, 1081 nucleotides long. RefSeq names its product SKP1-like protein 1A. Gene Ontology annotation, cellular component: nucleus; cytoplasm. The coding region runs from base 148 to 690 and encodes 180 amino acids. Gene Ontology annotation, molecular function: cullin family protein binding. Gene Ontology annotation, biological process: SCF-dependent proteasomal ubiquitin-dependent protein catabolic process. The record is from RefSeq and is a predicted model, not a curated record. The transcript is spliced from 2 exons. Lineage: Eukaryota; Viridiplantae; Streptophyta; Magnoliopsida; Sapindales; Anacardiaceae.